UGGCGGUGCUGCCGUGGAGCGUCGGACCCGGAAGUGCGGCUGAGCCGGGAGAUAUGGCAGCGGCUGCAGGAGCGGUGGACGAGGAGCGGGACAUGAAGCAGCUGCAGUCUGAGAUGAGCGAGCCCGGGAGCCCGCCAGGAAGGAGCGCAGGAGACCGGGUCAAUCGGCGCCUCAAGUAUCUCAGUUUGGCCGUGCUGGUCGUCCAGAACGCAUCCCUCAUCCUCAGCAUUCGAUAUGCCCGCACCUUACCCGGGGACCGCUUCUUCUCCACCACCGCCGUGGUCAUGGCAGAGGUUCUCAAGGGCAUUACCUGCCUGCUGCUCAUGCUGGCCCAGAAGAGAGGUAAUGUGAAGGAGCUGGCUGUGUUCCUGUAUGACGCGGUCAUUAUCCAGUACAUGGACACCCUGAAGCUGGCAGUGCCCUCCCUCAUCUACACCUUGCAGAAUAACCUCCAGUACGUGGCCAUAUCUAAUCUGCCAGCAGCCACCUUCCAGGUCACGUAUCAGCUGAAGAUCCUGACCACCGCGCUGUUCUCCGUUCUCCUCCUGAGGAAAAGCCUGUCCCGUCUGCAGUGGGGCUCCCUCGUCAUCCUCUUCAUCGGCGUGGCCAUCGUCCAGUCUGAGCAGUCUGGUGGGAAGGAGAGCGUGGCAGCGAGCGGUCAGAACUACAUCGUGGGCCUGAUUGCGGUGGGCGUGUCCUGUCUUUCCUCCGGCUUUGCUGGCGUGUACUUUGAGCGCAUCCUGAAGGGCAGCUCCGGCUCAGUUUGGCUACGCAACAUUCAGCUUGGCAUCUUUGGCACGGUCUUGGGGCUCCUGGCCAUGUGGCAACAAGAUGGAGCAGCGGUGGCCGAGCGGGGCUUCUUCUAUGGCUACACUCCUCUGGUGUGGUGCGUCAUCUUCAACCAGGCCUUCGGCGGCCUCCUGGUGGCCGUGGUGGUCAAAUACGCAGACAACAUCCUGAAAGGCUUCGCCACGUCGCUGUCCAUCGUGGUGUCCACAGCCGCCUCUGUUCACCUCUUUGGAUUCCACGUGGACCUUCCGUUUGCACUGGGUGCUGGACUGGUCAUAGGUGCUGUGUACUUAUACAGCCUCCCCCGGACACCUGACCCAGCCCUGUCCAACAUCAGCCAGACGCCACCACACAAGGAGCCAUUCCUGCCAAAGUCAGUGCUCACCAAUUGAAGGACCUGUCUACUUCUCACCCUGUUUUCUUGACGUUAGGUGUAAGCGGCAGCACCCGAAUGGAGACCGGUCUGGGGCUGAUGUCACGUGCAGUCUCUCGGAGGGGAGGUCACAGUGUUUUACUUCCAUCUUUUUUUUUUUUUUCCAGCAGUAACCACUUCUGCCCCCUGCUGGCAUUAACCUACUGCUCCGAGAACUAACCCAUGUGCUCACACACUACAACCAGGUCCGUCAGCCCUCUCUUCCCGGUGUGCACGUUGCCGUAUACCUCUUUGUAUUGGCGCGUUGCGUGUGUGUGAAGUAUGAGUCUCAUGUUUGUGAAUGCGUCCGUACAUGUUACUACAGGUGCCUCAUGGUUUUUUUGGGGAGUCCGUUCUGUUAAUUAAUCUCUCACUUGUUCCCGUUACCUCAAAAAUCUCUGUAUUUUGUCCACUAAACAGUAUAUGUGCCACCCCGCCAUCUGCAUAUGGGUGCUGUCACCUUCUGUACUGAUGAGUGCACAGGGAUGGCAUCCAUGCUGACAGGAGCUUCUGCACCCCAGGGUGGUAGCAGAAGCUCGUGUGCAAUGGAGGAAGGCCAUCUAUCUUCUCCUGCAAAACAGCAUAUAUAGUCUGUCUGACAGCUGCAUUUCCCAGCUGAACUUGCUACAUCAGAGACCUAUGCUGCUGUGAGUCCCAGCCUAAUUGUUGUUCUGCUGUACUGUACUCACAGCAGCACGGGUUGCCAUGAUGCAGCAAGCCAUGGUCCAGAAGGGAAAUGUGGCCGUCGCAGACCGUACGAUUGUGUGAAACCUGUGCUGCGUACAGCGAGUGAGACCACAACCAGCCUGACAGUAUAUAGGAUGUAUGGAUCCUGCAGACACUGCUGGUAUUAUACGGAGCAAUUGCGGGCGUUACCCGUUGUGUGUGAAUGUGAUGUCAUGGCGCGAGCCUGGUUCUGAGCAGGUUCCGACUCUCGCAAUGUCACUUGUAAAUAUAUUUUAAUUUUUUUUUAUUAUUUUUUUAUGCCGAAGGGAGAUCAUUUAAAUGUAAGCGCACAGAUCAUGCGGCAGGUGCCCUCCAGAAGUCGGGGCAUCUAUAAACUACCUAUAAAGGUUUGAAAAACAGCGCCCCCUCUUGUCUGUAGGCUGGGUGUGGAAUUGCAGCUAAACCCAAAUCAAGUCAAUAUCAGACACAGACCAUGGACAGUGUAUUUGGGGCCCUGGUGGGACUAGUUUAGGGACUGGCAGCUGCUCAUCUCCCACCUUCCAUAGAAAUGACGAGCGGUAAUGACUUAUUUGCAGCUUUGGCGAUAGUAAGUGGUGCUGGGGAUACCUGGCACCACUUAUCUCUGGAGGGACCAGGGAUAAACCUGUUUAGUAUCUACUGCACUGCCUGGGGGUCCGUCUCAGGUGGUCUCUGUAGCCGACUGGUCUUCACCUGCCCGAUGACCUGUGCACAUUUGAUUCUGGGAGUAUUUAUUAGAUUAUUUUAUAUGGGGGCACUAUGAGGGGUUGUUAUAAUGGUGGGUGGGGGUUCUGACUGGUGAGUUGGUUUUCCUAUACUUUGCCUUCCCUAACCCUGCAGAUAAUGUGACGAGCACCCCGUACCCCCCUCGGUGACAGUCCCCGCUACCAUGGCUUCUUCUGCAUGUUAUUGUUUCCUUCUUGCACUAAACAUUACUUGUUCUUCUGUAAAAUAAAAUCAUUUCUAUUUAUUCUUUA
This is a messenger RNA of Bufo gargarizans (Asiatic toad), 2883 nucleotides long. Its product is annotated as UDP-galactose translocator-like. Gene Ontology annotation, cellular component: Golgi membrane. Bases 54 to 1181 code for a protein of 375 amino acids. The record is from RefSeq and is a predicted model, not a curated record. Gene Ontology annotation, biological process: pyrimidine nucleotide-sugar transmembrane transport. The transcript has 4 exons. Gene Ontology annotation, molecular function: UDP-galactose transmembrane transporter activity. Lineage: Eukaryota; Metazoa; Chordata; Amphibia; Anura; Bufonidae.